AUGUAUAUAAAUGUCACCGUAGAGUACAAUGGAACAGAUACAGAGAAAGAAAAAUUUAACAGAGAUAAUAUGGAAGGAGGUGGCAACAACAACAACAAUGGUGAUGAAGGAAACGUUAACGUUGGUGAUGGCAACAACAACGGUGGUGAUGAUCAAGGAAACGACGAAAACGUAGACAUCAAAGAGAUAAGCGAUGAUGAGGAUGAUGGCCCUGGGCAAGUUGUGGAUCCCAGUGACAGAAGCAGCGACGAAGGGGAUGAUAACGACGACGAAGGUGAUAGCAGCGGUAACGAAGAGAGCGACGCCGAGCAGGAUGAUCAUAACGACAAUGAUGAAGGUGCAGGUGCAGCUGGUGCAGGGGAAGUCAGUGAUCCACCAACGCCAAGAAAUGAAGAUGAUGAUGAUGACAGUAGUAGUAAUAGUAGUGAUGAUGAUUAG
Trifolium pratense (red clover) is the source of this 438-nucleotide messenger RNA. Its product is annotated as prostatic spermine-binding protein-like. The record is from RefSeq and is a predicted model, not a curated record. The transcript has a single exon. The coding region runs from base 1 to 438 and encodes 145 amino acids. NCBI's taxonomy places the organism in Eukaryota, Viridiplantae, Streptophyta, Magnoliopsida, Fabales, Fabaceae.